Messenger RNA from Drosophila elegans, 2681 nucleotides. RefSeq lists its product as uncharacterized. Gene Ontology annotation, biological process: G protein-coupled receptor signaling pathway. The coding region runs from base 526 to 2241 and encodes 571 amino acids. The record is from RefSeq and is a predicted model, not a curated record. The transcript is spliced from 9 exons. Gene Ontology annotation, cellular component: membrane. Gene Ontology annotation, molecular function: G protein-coupled receptor activity. NCBI's taxonomy places the organism in Eukaryota, Metazoa, Arthropoda, Insecta, Diptera, Drosophilidae.
UCGGGGGAUUCAGUCUCCUCGCGAUGCUCUGGCGUGAUCUUCGCCCAGCCGAUACGAUCCCAUCUUUUUCUCUCUCUUUAGUAAUUUCGGAAACUGCGAUAGUAUGGAAAAUUUUAAAAUGAAAAUACAUAAAAAUAUAUAAAAAUGUUUGAAUAACAACAAUAAAUACUCAAUGUCCAAAAACACAAAAGCAUCUGUAAUUGAUGGAUUUGCUGGCAUGACCAAAAUAUAAUUAGCAGCAAAAAAAGCCGGCGAAACUCAACAAUUAACAAAACAUAAAAACACAACGCGAUUAUUCCAGUGGGCGUGGCCGUGGGCGUUUCCGUGUGUGUGAGUGUUUGUUUUGGCUGCUGACAAAAGUGCAAUUGGAAUCGGAUCCGAGGCGAGAAUUGGAAAAUCGGGGAAAACGCAACCGAUACGGGCCAAACUCAAGUGGCCAGGAUAGGCGGCUAAAAGAAGGCAGAGGCAGCGGAGGAGGCGGAGGCGGGCGGUGGAGGCGUGCCAGGACCUCUGUCAGUGGUGACAAUGUCCUCGACGUCGACGUCGACUGAGGCAGCGCCAGAGGCAGCGACGCUGGGAAAUGCGACUGUUGGCGAAAUGUUUUCGGAUGCGGAUAUGGCGGAAGUGCGGCAUGUUGUCCAACGCAUUUUGGUGCCGUGCGUUUUUGUUAUUGGACUAUUGGGAAAUUCAGUGAGCAUUUAUGUUUUGACGCGAAAGCGCAUGAGGUGCACCACGAACAUUUAUCUAACGGCUUUGGCCAUCACGGACAUUGCGUACCUGACCUGUCAAUUAAUCCUAUCACUCCAGCACUACGAUUACCCCAAGUACCAUUUGGAAAUUUACUAUCAACUGUAUGGCUAUUUCGUCUGGCUGUGCGACAGUUUUGGUUACAUCUCGAUUUACAUUGCCGUGUGCUUCACCAUCGAGCGGUUCAUAGCGAUACGUUAUCCACUUAAGAGACAAACAUUCUGCACGGAAUCGCUGGCCAAGAAGGUGAUAGCAGCCGUGGCCGUCUUCUGUUUGCUGUCCACGCUCUCGACGGCAUUCGAGCACACAAUUACGGUCGGUUGGAAGCUGAUUGAUGACGCCUACCAGCCGUGCAACCAAACGGUGGCUAACUUCUCGCCCACGCCCCCUGUUCCGUCCUUUGCCGUGGCCACGCCCCCACUGGCCACGCCUCCGCUGCCCACGCCGGCGACCAUUUCGCAGCACUUCAGCACGGAGUCGACGACCGCCGGCAGCUCGAAUCUGCUCUUCGACUGGGGAAGUGGCAGUGGUGACGGAGAACCAGAGAACAUUCCACGACAUCGCCGGCACUGGCAGUCAUCUGGAUUUGUGACGCUUCCCAAUCUGAGGAAAACGCUAGAGGAACAGGAUCAAGAUGAGGCGGUGGAGGAGCAGGGGUCAAGGGUCACCGAAAGUUUGCUGCAGUUGUUGCGACGCAAACGAAACAACAAUGACAACAACAACAACAACAACAACAACAACAACAACAACAACAACAACAACAACAACAACAACAACAACAACAACAACAACAACAACAACAACAACAACAACAACAACACGGAUGCAUUCGCAUUUAAUGUAACGGAAUACUGUCAAAAUGUCACUAUUUACAAUCAUGGAACUUCAGAGCUGGGCAAGGAUGAGCUGUACAGUAAUCUGUGGAAUAUGUUUACACUGCUGGUUUUUGUAGUCUUCCCGUUGCUCUUACUGGCCACCUUUAACUCAUUUCUCAUUCUACUGGUGCAUCGUUCAAAAAGUCUGCGUGGCGAUCUGACCAAUGCGAGCAGCAUAAGGCGAACUAAACGCAAAUCAAAUUCCGGGAUUAAGGGCAGCGUAUCGCAGGAGAAUCGAGUGACGAUCACAUUGAUUGCGGUGGUGCUGAUGUUCAUAUUUUGCCAACUGCCAUGGGCCAUUUAUUUGAUAUUGUCCCAGUAUAUGGAUUUCCAAAUAGGUACACAGGUGGUGGCGGGCAAUGUGUGCAAUCUUCUGGCCUCCCUGCAUGCGGCCUCCAAUUUUUUCUUAUACUGUGUGCUGUCCGAUAAAUAUCGAAAGACAGUGCGUGAACUCAUCACAGGGUAUCGCUAUAGACGUCGGCAUGCCCGCAAUAAUACGAGUGUAUAUGUGCCCCAUACGACGACUACACUGACCCAAAUAAAUGGUGACCACUAUGGUAGUAAUUAUGGCGGAGCCGGAAGUCGUCGAAGUCGCAACACGAGUCGCCUGAUAACGUAAAUAGUCGAUGUAUUCAAUAUACUGGUUGAACUCCAUGAGAAGCGUACAAAGUUACGAUUCACCGGACAAUAAAGGGCUUCAAAUUUGCCAGCAAAUCGCACGGAAUCACAAGUGAUUCGGUUGGGAAUCAAACGUGAUUCGAUUCAACCGUGAUUAGCAGAAAAUUUAAUUUGUUAUAUCAAUCGAUAACUAUGUGUAUCACUCUCUCUCUCUAUAUAUAUAUAUAUAUAUAGUAUAUAUUACAUAACAUACAUUGUGCCAUAAUGUGAUGAUUAUAGAUUUAUGCUAGUUAACCUAAACGUAAUUGUUGUCCUAAGUACUAAACGCAUCAAAUCAAAUACACGCAAUACACAUACACACACAAAUAAACAAAGAGAGUUUGCUAUUUGCCCGUCCCACGGGGCGUAUGAAUAACCCACCGAUGCAUAUUAAUUUUGGUG